This is a messenger RNA of Diatraea saccharalis (sugarcane borer), 1995 nucleotides long. NCBI's taxonomy places the organism in Eukaryota, Metazoa, Arthropoda, Insecta, Lepidoptera, Crambidae. The record is from the annotation of a GenBank genome assembly.
AUGGAGUUGAGAGACGUAUUUGCAAUGGUUCUCGUUUGUUAUGUUGUGAAGUGUACAGCGAUGUCUAUAAGUGAAUUAGAAGAUUUUGCCAACUUUUUGAAAAAGACUUCUCACUUGGAUGAAACUUUGAAAAAGGGUACAGAUGCUAACGAUUUUGACGAAGACGAAAGUGUAUCGGACCAUGCAUGGGAGGAGAGCGGAAAAUUCGAAGGUGAUCUAGUUCUCAAUGAAAGACAGAGGCGGAUGAUAGUAGAAGACAUAGCCGAAGGUUUAUCCAGGAACGGUUUAAGGGAUAGCACCAAGAAGUGGCCCGACAAUGAAGUCAUUUACUACAUACAAAAGGAACAUUUCACUGAAGAACAAGUGGAUGCGAUUCGAAGCGGUAUAGAGGACUUAGCUCGUGCAUCCUGCGUCAAAUUUAGACCUUACCAAAGAGCUGCUCGGCACAACUUUCGCAAGUACAACGCAUUCGCUGUGUCCGACUUCGGCGUGGGCUACGACUACGAUAGUGUUUUGCACUAUAGCCGACGUGCUUUCUCCUCCAACGGCCAGGACACUAUCGUACCAAAACAGAAUGGCGCUCAAAUCGGUCAAAGAGUUGGACUUUCGGAUAAAGAUGCACAAAAACUCAACAAAAUGUACUGCGAUGCGGACUCUAAUAGUGAAGGAGAGGAAACCACAACGAAAAAGGUUAUAGUAAAAAAGAAAACGCCUAAAAACAAACCAUUCGACGGCCAUGGUAUCGGAUACCAUCAAGGUAAAACAGUGGUUAUAAAAUUGCUCCCUGAGAAAAAGGCAGAAACAUAUCACAUAAUAGUUGAACCUCAAUAUAAUUUGUUUGAUCAUUUUAGUAAAACGCCGCAAGCCCUGCCAGCGACGAAAAGCGAAGGCUUUGGAAAAUCAUUAGGUGAUUUUAGUAAAUCGUACAAUGUAGAUGAUGUUUAUAACAGAGUCAAAUCAAAAGUACCGGAAUAUAGAAAUUUAGAAAGUAUAACAUCAAAUAUGAAUAACAAUAAAACCGUAGUUGAUACAAAUAAAAUAGUGGACAAUGUUAAAAAAGAUUCAUCAAAGACUUUAGAUGAAAAGUCGAAAGAGAAAAAUGCAGAAACAUUAUCUAUCAGCAACGAUGAAUUGAUUGAGGCUUUUAACCGGUUAUCCAAGAUAUUAAAAACUCACGUAUACCCAUCACAUACGCCAGACUUUGGAUCUUACACACUGAAUGCUGAUUAUAUGGAUUUUAGUAAUCGUGGUAAAGAUCCGAAAAAAAUUAAUAAUAAUAAUCCAUUGUUUUCUGAUAAGCUAUCAGAAGUUCUUAAAAAUUCAACCUCUGAAUAUAUUAAAAGUUUACAUAACGAUGGACCAGUUUCACUUAUAUCUGAGAAAAAACAGCAGAAUCCUGAUAGAAUAGUAGUUGACCCCGAAAAGUUUAAAAAUAUAGAGAUCGAACAGAAUAUUUCGAAAGAAGAAAAUAAACCAUCUACAACAAAGGAACAAAAUAAAGCUACUACUUCAGCGCCAUUUAAAAAUCAAUUACAUUUUUCUACUGAGUCACCCACACCUAUUCAUGUUACAUACGAGCACUUGAAAAAUAUACGCAAUUACAGUGAAAUUUACAAUCCAAGUGAUAAACAAGAAAAUAUUGUGGAUAAGAACCAUUAUAAGUCAUUUGUCGAUACGCCAUUUGCCUACGACGAUUGGUACAAAAAACAAGACCUCAAACAUUUAGUUGAUUAUGAUAAAGAUUUGUUCACAGACAAUAAAUACGGAAAGAAAAAUGAUUUUAAAUAUUUUGAUGAUAGUUUUGAAUAUGAACCACAAAGUUCUAAUGAAUAUUAUACAGAUUUAUAUUCACCGGAGCAGGAAGGGGCGUAUACGUCGUUUGAAUCAAGAAUUGUGCCACUAGACCAAGAUUGGCAUAAAUUUCAUCUUCAAAGUUCUCAAAACUAUCAACCACAUCAACGUUAUUAUUCUGUGGAGAAUAAAUCGGGCGAAUAA